GGCACUUGGGGCUGGCAGGCUGCUCGCUGACAGAUGCCAGCCUACUGGGUCUGUCCCUGUGCGCCCCCCUCAAGCUCACACUGCGCCACCUGGACCUCUCGGGCAACCCGGGUCUCCAGUGGGACGAGGCGGCCUGGCGGUGGGCGCUGAUGGGCUGCACAGCGCUGCAGGUGUUCAAUGUGCAGGGAGCAGGACUGGACACCCCCGCGCUGCGGGCCCUCACCCGCACCCUGCAGGAGCUGCAGGAGCUGCGGAGGACGCUGGCGGUGGUGAAGGCGGGGCCGCCCACGGACCUGCGCAUGCUACCGCCGCGGGAGCAGCAGGAACAGCUGGGGGAUCAGCCGCGGGAACAGCAGCAGCAGCCAAACCCACCGCCAGCAGAGGGCUCGGACGCAGUGCAAGUCGCGCUGGUGCGGACAAGGGA
This is a messenger RNA of Astrephomene gubernaculifera, 424 nucleotides long. Lineage: Eukaryota; Viridiplantae; Chlorophyta; Chlorophyceae; Chlamydomonadales; Astrephomenaceae. The record is from the annotation of a GenBank genome assembly.